Linum tenue is the source of this 1974-nucleotide messenger RNA. The record is from the annotation of a GenBank genome assembly. NCBI's taxonomy places the organism in Eukaryota, Viridiplantae, Streptophyta, Magnoliopsida, Malpighiales, Linaceae.
CGCUUGUGAAUCCGAACUCCGCGAAGAGCAUGAUAGCAGUAUGAAUUCCCGAGAGCCGGGCGUGGGAAGCAACGAUUUUUCUUCGUCUCCGUCAUUGGCAUUUUCGUCUGUUCCAGAUUGGGGCGAGCCAUUGACGGAGCAUGAGCUGGAAGCCAUUGACGCAAUUGAAGCUACAUUUCUGUCCGCGUCGACUACCUCCAUUUCCUCUUCGAUUAAGGAACAAGAUUCGAGUGCUCAAGAUGAUCAAGCCAGCAAAAGACCUUGCCGACGACUGCCAAGUUCCAUGCUCGAUUUCUUUACACCAUUUCCCCUGUCUCCUUGUAAAGCUGAUGUAAAAAUGAGGUAUCCUGCAAUCAAAUUUGGAGGUCGAAUUUCUUACACUAGAACCUCAGUGGAGGUGGAAAAGGCCGCAAGGGAGCUUCUUCGCAGCCUUGAAGCUAAAAGGGGAGAAAGUGGUCAUGUUGCUGUUGGGUUUGAUAUAGAGUGGAAGCCAACAUUCAGAAAAGGCAUGUUCUUAUCUGAAAUAAGAAUGUUGUGUGCCUUUCAAAAUGCUGUUUAUAGUUUUGUCAAGACUUGGAAAGUCGGUGUUCCGCCUGGGAAGGCUGCUGUUAUGCAGUUGUGUGCAGAUAUUGGCCAAUGCUAUGUGAUGCACAUAUUUCAUUCCGGAAUCCCUCCGAGCCUGCGGCUUCUUCUUCGAGAUUCUACACUUGUAAAAGUUGGAGUUGGGAUUGACAACGAUUGCGUGAAGGUUUUUAAAGAUUAUAAUGUCUCUGUUCAAGGUGUAGGGGAUCUUUCAUGUCUAGCUAAUCAAAAACUUGGUGGAGAACCCAGAAAUUGGAGUCUUAAAGCUUUAACUGAGAUGCUUGUUUCUAAAGAGCUUCCGAAACCGAACAAGAUCAGGCUUGGGAACUGGGAAGUUAAAUCUCUAUCAAAGCAGCAACUACAGUAUGCAGCUACAGAUGCUUUUGCUUCUUGGCAACUCCACCAGGUCCUGAAAGAGCUUGCCGACACAGAUAAUUCUGCGCGUAAUGAAACAAGUGAGGAAGUGAAAGCUGCUGUGCCACCAUGAGUUUCCUACCCGUAGGCCAGAGUUUAUCAUCUGGAAGGCAAGUCAACGCCAAUACAAUCGAUCCCACCACAGACUGACAAUCAACUCAGGCCCUGGACUUUUCCUUGUCCUAUGGCAGACAAGGACUAUAGUUUAUCGCCUCGGCAGUCAGAAACCUCAUUGUCUUCUGGUCCAUCUAAUCAAAGCCUAAAGUCCCCACUGAUAAAUUAUUGAGUCCAAUUCCUAUCUGGAUAUCAGAAUGGGAAAAGACAGAUAUCCAGAACGUAGUUUAGUUAUCAAGUCUUCUGUAUGUACCCUGUAACUUUGUUUGCGUUCUUGUGCUUCAAUCUUCUUCCUGUUCCCACCUCACUUUAAUGACUUGAGGGCCAGCUAUCCUUUCCGUACCAAGUUGUGCCCUUUUAAGUAGGUAAUGGGAAAUUUGAUUCCGGGCCAUGCUUUAUUGCGAGAUGUCAUAGCCAAAGUACUUGUUUGGUGGUGGGGAUUUCGUUUCAUGGAUUGAUGGUGGACAAUGGAUAACGGUUGUGAUUUUGGUCUUAUGUAAAUGUUGGAAUCCAUAGAAUUCUAAAUCUAUGGAGAAUUCUAAAUCCACCACUCGUGAAACCACCCGUUACCAAAAUUGGAGUGCCCUAAUGACUUUUCUUUCAGGGCACUGAGCUCACCAGAUCAUGCAAUAACAGCAAAGGAUAAAUUCUGCAGAGAUCAUCAUGAUUCAUGAACCAAGUGGUGAAAUUGCAGAGUAUCCUGGUGGGGUGCAAGUGUAUUACAGAAUACAGAAAGGGGGCAUCAGCCAAACAGCUCACAUGGUCAGCACAUGGGCUCAAGCUUUAAAGAGUGGCCAACCAACCAUAGAAACAUAAUACCAGUACUGGUUAUCAGUUUGAAAAAGGAGGAAAAGGGGAAGGGGG